Messenger RNA from Armigeres subalbatus, 1644 nucleotides. Its product is annotated as putative nuclease HARBI1. The transcript has 4 exons. The record is from RefSeq and is a predicted model, not a curated record. The coding region runs from base 494 to 1582 and encodes 362 amino acids. NCBI's taxonomy places the organism in Eukaryota, Metazoa, Arthropoda, Insecta, Diptera, Culicidae.
GACAAUUCUCGCGUCGUUGUCGUAUGACAGUUCUCGUUCGAUUCCGUAAGUCGACUCGGUCGACACGAGAGGUUUAUUUUUGUUCCAGCGAAGGGAAUGAACCGAUACGACACGACGUUCAUUCAAGAACUGUCAAACUAGCAACGGUUCAUGAGCUUAAUCUCAAAAUAAGGCCUAAAUAAUAAUUUGCAAAAUAUAACAAUUUUUAUUUCUUUUCCAUUUAAAAAAAAUGUUCAUUGUUGUUUAUCAAUUUAAGGUUUACUGGUAAAUAUAUGCACAUGUAAAGCUAAACAAAUAUUAAUCCCACUCAAAAGCAAUAUAUCCUGCAUGAUUGAACAAUUUUAUUGAUUUAUAAAUAUAUUCGUAUAACCGGCCCUUAUCUCAGAAAACUCGAGUUUAUUUUUGUGUUUAUUUUCUUCUCGAGCAGCAAAGUGCGAGUAUUUUUGAAAAUAACUUUUUUGAGUUUUUCUGAAUAAAAAGUGUGUUAAAAACAAUGAGUAGUUUUGAACUUUGGUUUAGUGAUGAUAGUGAGGAGGAUGAAGUUGAAGAUGUUCAUCAAGUGCGCGUUGAGCGACGAAGAUUGCGCGACAUGAGCAAUCCUUUAGAUUUGCCUCAAGCUUCUUUCAUUAAUUACUUCCGGGUAACAAAAGACCUGUUCAGCUAUCUGCUGAACAUACUAGAAGCAAAUCUAGAAGCGACCGUUAAAUCCUCAUCCGUACAGCCAAUAUUGAAGCUUUCGGCAGCAUUACGAUUUUUCGCUGAAGGCAGCUAUCAAAAGGGUGUUGGCAACGAUAUAUUUGCAGGAAUGGCGCAGCCAACUCUAUCUAAAGUGCUGUCGGUUGUGAUCGGAGUAUUUGAGGCAGAAAUUUGCCCUACAGCCAUUCGUUUUCCAGAAACAGAAGCUGAAAAGGACGAAAUAAAACGCGCGUUCUAUGAAAAAACUGGUUUCCCUGGGGUGAUCGGAUGUGUUGAUGGUACGCAUGUAAGGAUUUUCAAGCCAGUCAACGAUGUUCAACACCUAUAUUAUAAUAGGAAGGGAUUCCACAGUUUGAACGUUAUGCUGGUAUGCGAUCAUCAACAGAUUAUUCGUUAUGUGGAUGCCAAUAAUCCAGGAGCAAAUCACGAUUCGUUCAUUUGGAAUAUUAGUCCACUAGAUGCGCUGCUUAACGAACAGUUCCUAAAUGGGGAGAGAAAUACAUGGCUCUUAGGUGACGCUGGCUACCCUUUGAGAACGUAUUUAAUCACACCAUUUCGUAACUCUAACAAUGCACCAAGUUCUUCAAGGCAGGCAAGAUUCAAUGACAUCCAUUCUAAGACGAGAAAUGUUAUAGAAAGAACGAUAGGGGUAAUGAAAAAUGUGUUCAGGUGCAUUUUAGGAGCUCGUCAGUUGCAUUACAAGCCAGAAAAAGCAGCAAAAAUAGUGAAUGUUUGUUGCGCAUUGCACAAUUUACGAAAACGAUUCAAUGUACCGGAUGAUUAUAUACAGUGGGAGCAAAUUGACGAUGAAAUUGAUGAUCCUCCGAAUGAAGAAGAACUUGAAGCUAAUGAAAUCAGACAAGAAAUCAUGUAUUCCAUUACAUAAAGAUAUAAAUAAUAAACGCUCUACUAACAAGAUACAACACUGAUUAAUUCAACUUCUGAUCG